AUGGCGACCGGACCGACACCCUCAGAACCAACUCUGGUGGCGGUGCACGAGAAGAAAGCAGAUGUCGAGUCACAGAAUGCCGACCUCGCCAAACCCGAUUCCGGGAUGCCGAUCUCCGACUCGCCUUCUCCAGAUGAUGACUUGGGAUUGAGCGACAAUUCCAACUUCUUCUUUUACAGCUUUGGCCUCUUCGCCUGCGGUGGUCCUCUCGUGGUCCAGGACAAGUGGAUUACCCUCGCACGCUCCCAGCCCGCCUUUUCAGUCUAUCAGAUCCUCCCUGGGCUUGAAGCUGCCGGGUUGACAGGCGGGAUUGUUGCUGGCGUAGCAUUCGCUCUGCCGGGGUUCAACAAGUACUCCAAUGCUUCGUUUCGCGCUUUGCAGCCCAUCGUGACGGCAAUGAUUCGGCGAGCAACUCGCAAGAUAGCCGAGCACUCGGUGAAGAAGCAUGACACGAAAAAAACGGACCCGUUUCUGGCAAUUGCGGCCAUUUGUACGGCCAUCAACACGGCACUUCGCAUAGUCUUUGUAGCUUCAUCUCUCUCGGCCUCCAUCUCUCUCGGCCUCUACGGCGUGAUAUACACCUUUGUUGCCCGGCGUCUUUGGAUCCCCGCGGCUGCGCUCUUCGUGCUGCAAUACGUCGGAUACGCAUUCCAUGUCGUCUUCCGCGGCGUGCCCUCGCCUGUGGCACUGGCCCUUGGCAUGGCCAAAACGCCCUCCCUGGUCAACCUCUUCGUGUUGGGAUCGGUUGCCGGCACGCUUUCCGUCGGCGGCGCCUACACGGCUAUCCCGUUCGUGCAGACCGAGGCCGUCCUACUGGGGGCAUGGCUCCCGCAUGGCGUCUUCAUCUAUGGAAUCGCCAUUGGGAACAUCCUCCCGGCACCGCUUGUCAUCUUCGCGACAUUUGUCGGGGCUGUUGUCAUUACCCUGGGCAUGUUCUUCCCAUGUUUCUUGUUUACAAUUGCCGGGCACGAGUUGUUGGAAAAACUGGUUCGAAACAAGUUUACCCAUAAGUACACCGCACUCUUGUUGGUUAUCAUGGGUGCGGUUGUGGGCCAGUUUCCUUCUAUAGACUAG
Lasiosphaeria miniovina is the source of this 1074-nucleotide messenger RNA. RefSeq lists its product as uncharacterized. Gene Ontology annotation, molecular function: chromate transmembrane transporter activity. The record is from RefSeq and is a predicted model, not a curated record. The transcript has 9 exons. Bases 1 to 1074 code for a protein of 357 amino acids. Lineage: Eukaryota; Fungi; Ascomycota; Sordariomycetes; Sordariales; Lasiosphaeriaceae. Gene Ontology annotation, biological process: chromate transport.